AUGCCCACGCCGUCGCUCGCGGGCGCGAUCGGCUCGGAGGCGCCCGCGCAGGAGACCCCCGCGUCGCAGUCGGCGUGGGGCGGCGCCGCGCCCGCGCCCGCGCCCGCGCAGGACCUGGGCGGCGACGACGCCGUCAUCAUGCCGGGCGCGGGCGACGACGACGCCGAGGGGCUCCAGCUCCAGUUCGGGCAGUUCAACGUGGCGAGCGGCGCGGGGCUGACCUUCGGCGGCGGGUUCUCGGCCGCGAUCGAGCCCGAGCAGGCGCCCGCGCCCGCGGAGCCGCCCCAGGAGGAGCCCGCCGCGCAGCCGCCCGCCGCGCAGCCGCAGGCGCAGAGCGCGUACGGGUACAGCUCGUACGGGCGGCCCGCGGGCGGCGCCGCGGCGGGGAAGCCCGUGAGCGCGGCGUACCCCACGUACCCGUCGUACACGGCCACGGCGGCGCCGCCGGGCGAGGCGGGCGGGGAGCUGCCGUCCGCGGAGCAGCAGGCGGCGUUCGCGCGGAGCGGGCUGAACCCGUACACGGCGGGGUACCAGGGCACGGCGGCGCAGGGCAAGGCGCAGGACUCGUCGACGGAGGCGGCCACGUCGCAGGCGGCCAGCAGCCAGCCGCAGCUGCCCAUGGGCUACGCGCCCAACGCGCACCCGUACAGCCACGCCCCGUACGGCGCGUACGCCCCCGCGUACGGGUACUACCCGAGCUACCACAUGCACCCGGGCGCGUACCCGUACAACCAGGGGUUCCCGCAGCAGGGCGCCUCGGGCUUUGCGCAGGGGCAGGGCGGCUACCAGGGGUCCGGCAGCGGCGCCGGGAGCGGGCCCGGGAGCGCGGCGGGCGGCGGCAAGGGCGCGGCGACGUCGUCGACGGCCGCGGCGUACGGCGCGGGCCAGGCGAGCGGCGCGCCGCAGCAGUACGCGGGCAUGAUGGGCUCGUACGGCUACGGCGGGGACGACCAGGGGUACCCCUCCGGGAAGGACGCGUCGCUGGGCGGCGGCGGGUACGCGGGGUCGCAGGGCUCGCAGGGCGGGCACUCGCGCGACGCGCAGGGCUACGGGCAGCAGCAGUACUCGCAGCUCUACCAGGGCUACCAGGGCUACCCCAUGCAGUUCCAGCAGCCCCCGCCGCCCCCGACGCAGGCCAACCCCUCGAACUUCUCCGGAUACAAGCAGUGA
Pedinophyceae sp. YPF-701 is the source of this 1170-nucleotide messenger RNA. Lineage: Eukaryota; Viridiplantae; Chlorophyta; Pedinophyceae. The record is from the annotation of a GenBank genome assembly.